AUGGAUAUUCCUGCCUCCCCCUCUCAUUCGGGACAGGCCAACAAAAGAAAGCGAGAGUCAUCAGAUUUUGAUGAGAAGCCAGCUGGAGCACCAGAAAGCUCCAAACAAGCUACUCGUUUCUCGAAACAAACGCCACCCAAGGGGGCAAAGACAUUUUCGAUUGAUAGUGCAUGUUCGUUCACCUGCGACUUCGCCGAAAUUCUGCAAGAAAAGCCCUCUUGGGCGUCCUCUGCUGUCGACCUCUUGAACCUCUAUCUCUGUCUGUGGGAGUGCUACAUGAUCAAGUCUGCCGGAAAAAUGCGCCUGGAAGAGGAGCGCCGCUUCCUGCAAAGCUCCAACGAAUGGCUGAUGAAAGAAAACGAAAAGCUUCAUCAAUGCUGUAAUAACCAGGAACUGCUGUUGUGGGAUCGUCGUCAGGCUUUUGUUUCGGUACACCAGGGAGUUCUCGCAACAUUGCAAAAUAGUGACAGACGGUUUCACCAGACAAGUGAGCUUCCGUGA
Molecule: messenger RNA, 501 nt
Organism: Penicillium olsonii
Lineage: Eukaryota; Fungi; Ascomycota; Eurotiomycetes; Eurotiales; Aspergillaceae
Source: the annotation of a GenBank genome assembly